This is a messenger RNA of Aedes albopictus (Asian tiger mosquito), 5749 nucleotides long. RefSeq lists its product as uncharacterized. The annotation marks the transcript as partial. Gene Ontology annotation, biological process: cell differentiation; positive regulation of transcription by RNA polymerase II; anatomical structure morphogenesis. The record is from RefSeq and is a predicted model, not a curated record. The transcript has a single exon. Gene Ontology annotation, molecular function: DNA-binding transcription factor activity, RNA polymerase II-specific; RNA polymerase II cis-regulatory region sequence-specific DNA binding. Lineage: Eukaryota; Metazoa; Arthropoda; Insecta; Diptera; Culicidae.
UUUUUCCCUCAAUCUGCACCCUCAUUAAUCGACACAUUUCUAACAACCGUCCCUUAUCUAUAUCUUCUUCCGCAGACGAAAAAGCACAGCCCGGGUCACAUAAAACGCCCGAUGAACCCGUUCAUGGUGUGGAGCCAGAUCGAGCGGCGCAAGAUCUGCGAAGUCACCCCAGACAUGCACAAUGCCGUCAUCAGCAAAAAUCUGGGCGCCCGCUGGAAGGCCCUCAGCGAAGCCGAACGGCAGCCCUUCAUCGACGAAGCGGAACGGCUACGGCAGCUGCACACCAAGGAGUACCCGAACUACAAAUACCGUCCAAAGAAGAAGCAGGUCAAGGGUUCGAGCAAGAGUAGCAGCGGCAACAGUACCGGAUCAUCUUCAGCUUCGUCCUCGCCGGUAUCGUCCACCUCGUCGCGGGAUAGCUGUGCCAGCUCGACCUCGUCUUCGUCAUCGUCGUCGUCGUCAUCGUCCUCCUCAUCAUCGUCCUCGUCGUCCGGAAAGCCACGGCCAAACCGGCGCAGCAAUGGCAAAGUCAACAAAAACGACAACAACAACAACACCAGCAGUAAUCUGAAGUCGAAAAAGGCACUGCUCAGGGCGGAAAUUAAGGACACCAACGGAAACUUUGAGGAACAGUUCAUGAGUCCUUUGGUACCGGCGAUGAAACCCAGCUCUCCGGAAGGCGCGGCGUAUUUCGAGGAUAGUUCGUUGAUUUCUCCGGAAUCGACGUUCACGAGUGGUAUCAAUUUGGUGUUUGAUGGUAAUUUGGAUGACUUUUCGCCGGAUGAAUGCAGUAGGGGCUUUGUGUUUGGUGAACAUGAGGAGGACAACAAGAGGAUGAUUUUGAACAACAAUCAGUACACGAACGGUUUGGUGGACACGAUGGACCAGAACGGAACCAGCCAGAUGAAUGUGGACAUUAAGAGUGAAUCGUGCUUCGAGGAGGAAUGCGAGCGGUUUUCCAUGGAUGAUCCUUAUCUGAACGAAGCCGUUUCAAAGAGGGACGACAAUCCGUACUGUGGAAGCCAUGGUGAUCAGUAUACCCGUGCCAGCCCAGUGAGCGUGAAUUCGUUGAACGAUGUAGCAUACAAUGGCAUGUUUACGACGGUCAGCAUAGCAAACGGAAACCCCACCCUAGCGAGCUUUAGCGAACUGUCGAGUACGGUUUCGCCCCAUCUGUUACUAUCCUCCGCCAUCAACAUCCACCAGCUGAACUCGCUCAAUUCGGUUAGUCAGCUAACCGACAACCACCAACUGCAGCAAUCCAGCCCGCUCAAUAGCAUUUCGUCCAACUGCCAAUCUGCGUCCAUGCAGGAAACCCUGAUAGCGAGUAGCUGUCCAAACUCCCACAUCAACAGCAUCACCACGACGUCCAACUGCAACGGUAUGGUCCUGAGUGACUGCACCACGAACGGUCUCAUCAGCAGUUCAGCGAUUGCCCUGAGCCAGCAGGCGCACAUCAGCAACCAGCAGCUGGUCCAGAUGGACCUGAUCAACAUGGUCCCGGAGGAUCUGAACGACAUCCGGAUCGACGGACUGGAGACGGCUUCGUCGUCGAGCGGAUCGCAUCUGGAGUUCACCUACCCGACCGACGAUUCCCGGCUGUUCGACCUCACCAUGCCGUACGACCUGAACUAGGCUGGACUUGGUUCUACUGUAUAGGUUUGGAGCCCUGCUGGGAGGUGCUUGGAGUUACCCAGCGCAGGGAAGAUUGGAAGAGAGGAAAGGUACAUCGAUUUGAGAAAACCAAAAAAAUAAGUGCUUUAUUGUGAGAGAGAGCGAGAGAGAGAGACAGAUUAAUCGAGAGUCAGAGUGGUAGCGAGCGGAUGUUUGUUUUAAUAUUAUAGGAGAGUAAGUUUUAAAGUGGGAGACAAAUCGAAAAAAAAGUAAAUUAAAAAGUGUUGUGAUGAGGGCGAAAUUGAAAAGUUUUUAUUUCAGGUGGGAGCUGGACGAAGGAUGGUUGAAAGCAAACACAAAUGCGGUUUUUAAUUAAUUGAGAAGUUAGGUGUGGUGAUAAAAAACAAUCUGGAACAUCGCGCGAAAAUAGAACGAUAUGAAGGAGCUCUGGAGGAACAACAAAAACUACCGUACGGUCCCUAAUACCAACCGCUUGCUUGCAAAUCCAGUUUUGGAUUUGAAGUUUAGAAAUGGUUACUCUUCAAAUUAUUGAAUCACAUUAUGAGUGCCAAUUUUCAACUGAAAUUGGUUGAACUUCUGAUGAACGAGACACUCAUGACAGAAUCCGGAAAAAAAUGCACGGAAAAAGUUUUUUCAAGUUGUCAUUUCCCAGCUUUUAAUUGAUGACUGCAAUGGUUUCGCCCUCGCCGCCGUCACCGACUUUGGGAAAAAGUUUGCCAUCCUUUUUUUCGGUCAAUAGAAAAGACCCAUCAAGAGAAAAAGCGAGUAGAGCGAGUGGUGGGCCAAAAGAAGGAAAUGUUUUGUGGCAUUUUCCAUUAAGUCAUUACACUAAUAGCUUGCCUCUCCUUCGCACCACCAGCACGCAGAGCUGGUACUGUAAGGAAAAGUUUGAGAAAAGCAAUUGGAAUGCGGAAGACCGCUUCACAAGUCAUCUCGAAUUCGACAUGGGGUGGAAAUUAUUUUGCAUUCCUAUCCCCCGGGAGAAAAAAUGCCAGCCUAGCCUGGCAUACCCUGAUGGAGGGAAGAGUGAUUGCUUGGACAAGACAAACAUCAAACCGGGCAGAGAUGUGAAGCACCCGAAACUUUUGCACGGAAAUUGAUCAACUGUUAUAUUAAAAUUUUCUUCAGAGUGGUGCGCGAGCCUGGGCGAGGGAUGUUGUUUUUCGGUACGCGUCAGGCCACCCCCCUACUUGGAACCGUCGAGUUGGUGGACGGUGAUUGAAAGACGAUGAACCGAACGGAUCGCAUCUGCUGCCAAUAAACUAAAUUCAAUGGCACGGAAAAGUCCCAUCGUCGUUUUCCGAAGAAGCAGCGAAAAUAUAAAAUCCAGUUUGGCUAUAGCCAUGGAGAAGAAAAUGGGAACUGUUCGGGGAAAAAACAGAUCGAAGCGGAUUGAAUGAUGAAAAGAACGAAUUAUGAUUAUUGAAUGAUUUUCUGUUUUGCCCUGCAUUUCGCGUUUUCGCGUUGAUCCGGUUGUCGGAGAGUCGGAAAGGAAAUGCUUGAUUUAUGUUUCGCUGCAUAAAUCAUGAAUCAUAAUCCUAUUAUACAGCUGGGGAAGUUUAAACCUCACUUCGGUUGAAGACGAAGACGUUCGAGUUUGGGAUUUUGGCGGUACUUUGAAGAGCUACUACUCUUUGGGUGAUGAAGACUUCACAGGAAAGGAGCCAGCUUUAAUGGUACUCUUACAGUUGUCCUGCUUUGACAAGUUACGUUGAGAGGUGAAAGUCUUGCCAUUGUGUGACAAACUCUCCUCAGCUGAUGCCAAUCACAGCAUCAUGGUCAAAAUCAAUGUAGAUUUUGCUUCAUACAAUAGUUGAAAGCUUCUUAAAAACAUUUACCAUGUACGUUAUCGUCCAAACUUAUUAAUUUUCAUCUUUUGUUUUGAUGGUAACUGCAUUUGUAAUCUUCAAAAUUUAUGAUAGCCUGGGACACUUGAGAAGUGAAUGAAUCUUUCAUUUAUCACUGAAGCUUCACCUUAACAUAAAUGGUGACUUUUACUGUUAUGGUUUACACGUUCGAAACAUUAACAUUAAUGAUGACAAUUACGGUUAUGGUGACUAUAACAUAACUUUUGACAGUAUGGGAUUCAUGGUAAUUUCCUAGGCAAUUGUGUGCAUUUUCACACUUCUUCUUCUUCUUUAUGGCUCUACGUCCCACUGGCUCUUGGCCUGCCUCGCUUCAACUUAGUGUUCUUUGAGCACUUCCACAGUUAUUAUUGAAGGGCUUUCUUUGCCUGCCAUUGCAUGAAUUUGUAUAUUGUGAGGCAAGCACAAUGAUACACUUACCUUGAACAACAAAUCACGAUUCGGAUUAUUUGGAUGAUUGAAACCAGAGUUCCUGACGAUUUGAAACAAAUGUUAACUAUCACCACACCUGUGUAACAAAACUGGAACGUACUAGUGUGCGCCAUCUCAACUUCAGCUUUCACUUUUCAGUCAGACUUUCAUUUUUCUCUUCAUCAGAUCCGUGAUUGGUUCUCGAUUUCAUCCUUUUAUUUUUUGUACAUAUUGUAGUAUAGUUUUCCCAUUCUGUAUAAAGAAAAGAUACAAACAUACACAAUUAUUUAGUUGAAUUUUGUUUUCUUUGUACAUUUUGUCCAACUGAUUUGAUCCCACCUUGUGCUCUUUUCAUAAGUAUUUUUGUGCGACAUUUAAAUUUCCUAAGAAAACAAAAACAAAAUUAAGCAAAAAAUUUAAACCAAGGUUAAAGCAAACAAAAACUGUAGAUAUAACGAAUAAGAAGAAAAGCUGUAUGUGAUUAAAAAGUAAUGGAAUACAAAUUCCGCAACCAGCCGGAAGUUUUCUGCGACAUUUAAUGGUAAAAUUAACGAUUGAGUAUCGAAACCUAACAAAAAAUAAAGGUUGGAUUUUAUCAACUCUUAAGCAAGUACACAACCACACACACAGACAUGAAUACACACACACACACAAACGCAUGCAACUUUUAUAGUUGCAAUGCUAGUACUACACUUUUGAAUAAGGAACAGAAACCAUAGGAAGUAAGGUUAGAGCGCAGGCAGGUAGGCAGGCGGGAGAGUGAGCACCGAACAGAGAAGAAACGCAGUUGAAAUAUUUUCUAUUGGUAGGCGUGACAGAGGCGCGCGACAUAUGUGGGCGUAAAAUACAUUAAACUAUACACAACACUAUAUUAUUGUGGUUAUGAUAAUUGUGUAGUAGUGCUAUUUUAUCGAGAAUUACAAAACAGAAUAGAAGAAGUCGGAAACCAUCAUUCGCUGCGCCGAGCGGUGCAGUUUGUGGCGUGACACGGCAGGAACUCUCUCUCACUCAUGCAAAACAAUAGUUUUUUGUUCGCAGAUGACAGACAGGCAGGCAAAGAGGACUGGAAAAAAGAAUGCACGGGAAAUAUAAACUAUAUUGCGACUAGAAGAUCUCUCAAUGAACAGAACAAAACAGAAAUGAUAACUUGGGUUUUGUCACGCAAACAAUAUCAGGGAAAUGUUUGUUUUUGUUCUGAAUUUUUUGUAAGAAAAUAAUCAAAAUGGAAGAAAAAAAGUUUGACUCUCACUCACUGUAGUGAGGGAAAGCCGUUGAACGUUGUGAGAGGGGGCUUACAGGUGAAGCCAUCCCCGAGUGCGAGUGAAAGAAAGAUAACAUUGAAAUAGUAGCAUACUAGUUGAUAAACUGUAUCCAAUUAAUAAGCAUCAAUUAUCGAUAAGUGAACCGAUCCGUACCGGGGUCGGAAAGCAGUGUCAGUAGCAAUUUGAUAGCUUUUCAUCAAUUAUUUAGGUCAAUAGGGUUCGAAAACCGAGCCAGACAUUGAUCGACAGAUACAUGUACUAAGUGUAUUUUAUUUUUGUAAAUCAAACUACAAGAGCUUUUUUAAGUACCAUUUUAGUGAGAGGGCAGUUAUUUUCGAUAUAAAUUGUUUACUUUCUUCAACGAUGGAAAAAGCAAAAAUCUCAGGAUUAAAUUCAAAAUACAAUUAAUAGAAAAUAAAACGUGAUUGUUGAGCGACUUAUUACUCAAAACAAAGUGGUUUAUUUUACUACGAAUCUGCAAAAAGAAAUCAUACAAAAAGCAACAUAACGACUACGAAAAGUGAUUCACAAACUAUUUUGGAAAUAUACACCGAACCAACAAAAAAACAAAAAUAA